GUCCUCUUCCGACAGGAACACAGACACAACAGACACAUGGAGAGUUCGGUCAGAGCCCAGACGGGAUAUUUUGUCCUGUAGGGAUUGUUCUGUAAACCUGUUGCUGGAGGGAGGGAAACAGAGGGGCUGUGUGGUGCUGGACACAGGAAUUCCAGGUCACAAGGGCUCCUGUGGCAGAGUACAGUCUUGGCUGGGCUGGGCUGGACUGGUAUUCCACCCUCUCCCUCUCACGGUCAUGAGCAUGAUAGAGGUAGACCUAGGAAGAGGAGAGAAGAGCACUUAAACACUGGAAGGACACUGGAAAAAUCACAUCGCAGGGGCAAACAAGAGACUUUUCAACCCGCUCCAGGGGUUCACAUCCGACUUGACCCCCCUCUUUCUUUGCUCCAUCAUGACGGGACCUUCUGUGGAGUUUGCCUGUUUGUUUCUGGUUGUUUGCGCUCUUGGAGUGAACCACUUGGCGUGCGGGGGGUGUGCGGGGAAAUGCUGUCGGGGCAAAGACUCGAGCUGUGUGACCACUGACUGGAGGAUGGACCGCGUCUAUGGGACGUGCUACUGUGAUGAGCUCUGUGUCAGGACCAAGGACUGCUGCUUUGACUACUUCACCGAGUGCCCAGCUCAGGACUGUGCUGUGAGUGAGUGGAGUUAUUGGAGCGGCUGUGCCAAGCAGUGCCAACCCUCAGUGCGAGUGCGAGUUCGUCACAUCGAGCAGCGGCCCAGGAACGGCGGAGAGCCCUGCCCCGACUUGGAGCAGAAGGCAGGCUGCAGGGAGUACCGAGACCACCAGGGGGGGAACUGUGGACUCAACUCAGGUCCAGCAUUCAUCACCAGCAUUGAGUUCGGUAAGGGACGGCCCAAGCAUGACAGCUAUGGAAACCCCCUGGAUCCUGGGUUCUGUGUGGAGUUCACACUGGAGUCCCGGACACCUCACUGCACAGUGGAGAACCAGCCACACACACACUGGAUGCGCUACAUAACAGAAGGCUUCAAAGUGUGUGUGGCAUGCCAGCCACCUGCCAUGCGUAACAAUAGUGGCAGCUGCCAAGGAGACGGUCAGGAAUCAGACAAAGAAGCUGUGCUCCACUGGCAGGCAGUGGGAAGCCCUCGGUGCAGCGGGACAUGGAAGAAGGUCCAGAAAACCCAGCAGUGCAGCUGCCCGCCACAACACAGCUUCCUGUUCAUCUGAAGCACACAAAACCAUGAGCUGACCCUCCAGUCCGGUGUCCUCAGUAUCGUUUCACAGCCACGGCCAUGCCAUCAGUAGAGCUGACAGGACCAGAGUAUUAAGACACCUAGAUAUGCCAGACACAAUUUUAAAUAUGAAAAGACGUUUGAGACUCGGCUUUGCAAUAACCCAUUAACUGUCUGUUGUAAAGAUGUGACACAAGCAAAAUCAAUGUUUCAGUCAGCGAAAUGAACAUUUGCUAUAAUUCAGUUGAAUGUGAAAUGUCAAAACAAUACCGUAUUUGACAUCUGUACAGCUCUUUCUAGUACAGAACACUGGGCACAUACCACACUUGUUUUGGCAUAACUUUAUUGUAAACAUGCUGCUUUUGUAUUCCACUCUUCUUCAAAAUGAAAUUGCUACAAAAAAGUAUUAACUUAAAAAACAUUACAUCUAAAAAAUAUUUUACUUUUUUUGUUUUGUUUUGGGAAAACAAAACACAUAAGAAACUGUGUUCCUGAGUAUAGAAGUGAACAAAUUGUCCACCUCCACUGCUCUGUGUUGAGCGCCCUCUGGUGGUACUUCAUUUCCAAUGACAGCAUCCAAAGCAUUAUGGGGGAACACAUUCAACAAAUCAUAAAAAAUUAUAGUGCAAUUUUGGCUACUGGUUAAAAAUAAUCUAAUGAAUAAUGCAGUAAAGCUUAUUAAAAAAUAUAUUUAUUAUUUACAGGAAUGUUGUUGUAGCAUAUAAGUUAAAGGGUUCGCUCCCUCCUCAGCUGACUUUUUGUGCCCUCACGAGGACUCUCCAGCGGUCUUUCAGCAUGGUGCCUGUGCGUCCUUCAAAGUCAUAUUCCUGUAAGAUGAGCGACCACUUCCCCGUGCCGUGACGUUUCACGCCAUCCUUUAGGUUCUUGUCCAGCUUGUACGUCCAUUUCUAACCAAGGUGAGGCAUAAACGCAAAGUCACUGGUUGAGAGUUUUUCAGAGAACCUCCAUCCAAACAAAACAUGACUUUUUUCUCAUGAUCUACCUGGGAUUAAAGUGAUAAGCCAACCCUGAACGAUCUCUUCUUAGUUCCACUGACCUUUCUUGGUUUGCUGAUUCUGGAGGCGUUCACUGACUUCUUAGAUGACUCUGGUUGAGUUGUCUCACGAAAUAUUUCUGAAAGAGAGAGAAGUUUUAACAUUCAGUUUAGCUACUGUUGGCUCAUUUUGCUCUGAAAUAAAGAGAGGUACAAUGUUCGGGUGAACACACUGCUAGAUGUUUUAUUUAUUUAUUUUUUUAAAACCCUUGGGGGUACCACAUCUUUUUACUGAUGAAACCCCCCCAAUAAUUGUCCAUGCCAAGCUUUGCACUGACAAAUUUUAACAACCCUGAAUUAAAGUAAUUACUUGCCAACUGUG
Myripristis murdjan (pinecone soldierfish) is the source of this 2567-nucleotide messenger RNA. It is a transcript of the gene sbspon, whose product is annotated as somatomedin B and thrombospondin type 1 domain containing. NCBI's taxonomy places the organism in Eukaryota, Metazoa, Chordata, Actinopteri, Holocentriformes, Holocentridae. The transcript has 6 exons. The record is from RefSeq and is a predicted model, not a curated record. Bases 392 to 1186 code for a protein of 264 amino acids.